CCCUCUCUUAUCAACAAAUUCGAAACUUUUGUUUUUGCUCACCAGCGCCGCAAUCACCAUUAAGCUCCCAAGAAGUGCAUCAAUACCAUCCGCAGCAACCGCAGUAUCAACCGCAGCAAAUCAUAUCCAUCCCAUCCGUUGCUAUCCAUCAGAAGAGGGUCACUUGAAAGCAUAUCAAGACUGCUCCCAGCAAUUUGUGCCAUCUGACAAGUUGUAGAGAGGAAGCGGGUGUAUUUAUCGUCAUCGGAACAGACAGCUUCCCCCUCAAGUCUUUGUCAUGGCGGCUAAUACACAAGCUGCAGUGUCUAUAGCAGACCUUGAGGCGGUCGCUCAAGCUGCUAUGGGAUUAGACACAAACGGCAAUCCACUCCCAGGAAAUGAAGAGACACACAAAGCAUUGGCAGAAGCAGUGAAACGAUUAAGUGCAGUACAAGCAGCAACAGCCGCAGCACAAGGAGGAGAAUCGUCAAGUUCGGCAAGUAUAGCAACGCCAACGAAAGAUUCUCUAGCAAAGAAGCCAACCGAAUACAGUCGUACGACAGGCAAUUACGCCUCCGUACCAUCCCGCUCCACACCACAACAAGGUUCAACAUCAACGUAUUCCGGAUCACAGCAACAAUUUGACGCAGAUGGAACGCCGGUCAAACGAUUCCAAUGCCAUCUUUGCGAACGUGCUUUUGCUCGGGCCUACAACCUGAACACACAUUUGGCCACACACGACCCCGAUCCAGCAAAAUCCAAGCCAUUCCCAUGCCCUUAUCCUUCGUGCAAAUCUGACGGUGGACGCAGCUUUUCACGCAAGCACGAUCUACAGAGACAUGUUGCCAGCACACACGAACAUGAACCUAUACCGGACGAUGAAGAAGAGAUUGAUGAAAAUGGAGUCAGGGUAAGCCAAUUGGCCAAAUUGGGCUUGAGCACACCAGGAAGGAAAUUCCGUUGUGAAGAAUGCGGAAGGGCAUUUGUGAGAAGAGAUGCACUUAAACGGCAUCAAUGUAUGCCAAUGCCGCUCGAUCAUACAGGACCUAAUGGAGAAGAAAAGAGCUCAGCAAGCACACAACCUUCAUCGGCUUCUUCAUCCCCCGCUCCAAAUGCCCCUGCUGGUGCGAAUGGGAUCAGAAAUGGUGAGGAUUUAUAUUCAAAUGCAAUGCCAUCUGGUUUAUCGUUGUAUACUUCCACAACACCUCAACCUGGCCAACCUGCACGCAAGCCAGCUCCUACAGCAGCACAACCCAAGGGUGAACCUAAACAAGAGCUUGAUCCGCCAUUCUAUCCUUCCAGCAUCACAUACGAAUCUCUAACGCGAGAAGUACAAGAUAUGGCUAUGCAUUUGGUAGCACAGGCCACAAAGUACAAUCAAGCUCAUUCAGAGGGCGGACCCGAGGCAAAGAGUGAAGGUAGUGUACCUGGCAAAGGUACAAAGACAUAAUGUUGGGUUAAUUGAAAACUGUAUUUUAAUAGAUGUAUGCUAUCGAACUAUUGUAAUGGAUAUAUUGCACAAUGCUUCACAAUCCUAACCCUCGUCUAGCCUCCUCCAGCUUUGGUCGCACCCAAGCACUUCCACUGACCUCAAUUGCUGUCAUGACCGCACGUUGACCGAUUUCCAUUAAUUUCGGGUCCAAUCCAUCAGCGAAGCGUAAACAAUCCAUCUCUGCUUCGAUCGAACGUUCUUCCGGCAAAUCAGAGAUGCAUCGAGCGAUGACCA
This is a messenger RNA of Meira miltonrushii, 1705 nucleotides long. RefSeq lists its product as uncharacterized. The record is from RefSeq and is a predicted model, not a curated record. Gene Ontology annotation, biological process: regulation of transcription by RNA polymerase II. The transcript has a single exon. Lineage: Eukaryota; Fungi; Basidiomycota; Exobasidiomycetes; Exobasidiales; Brachybasidiaceae. Gene Ontology annotation, molecular function: RNA polymerase II cis-regulatory region sequence-specific DNA binding; DNA-binding transcription factor activity, RNA polymerase II-specific. The coding region runs from base 278 to 1429 and encodes 383 amino acids. Gene Ontology annotation, cellular component: nucleus.